Scomber japonicus (chub mackerel) is the source of this 2684-nucleotide messenger RNA. RefSeq names its product argonaute RISC catalytic component 3b (gene ago3b). The record is from RefSeq and is a predicted model, not a curated record. Lineage: Eukaryota; Metazoa; Chordata; Actinopteri; Scombriformes; Scombridae. Bases 43 to 2679 code for a protein of 878 amino acids. The transcript is spliced from 19 exons. Gene Ontology annotation, molecular function: RNA binding; protein binding.
CACUGGGUGCCGGCCGGGUUCAUCCGGACUGAAUCCUCAUGAAUGGAAAUCGGAACAACAGGAGCCGCUGAAGCCCCAGCCCUUUUUUCGUUGCCACGGCGACCUGGCUAUGGCACCAUUGGGAAGGCCAUCAAGCUUCUGGCGAACUGCUUCCAGGUGGAAAUCCCCAAGAUCGACGUCUACCUGUAUGAGGUGGACAUCAAGCCUGAUAAAUGUCCCCGCAGAGUCAACAGGGAAGUGGUGGACUCCAUGGUUCAACAUUUCAAGGUGACCAUCUUUGGUGACCAUCUGCCAGUUUACGAUGGGAAGAGAAGCCUCUACACUGCGAGCCCGCUACCCGUCGCCACUAGCGGGGUCGACCUGGAUGUCACACUGCCAGGUGAAGGUGGGAAGGACCGCCCGUUCAAAGUCAGCAUGAGAUUCGUGUCGUUGGUCAGCUGGCACAUGCUGCACGAAGUCUUGACGGGACGCAAUGUGCCUGAACCGCUGGACCUGGAGAAACCCGUCAGCACUAACCCUGUUCACGCAGUGGAUGUAGUCCUUCGACACCUGCCCUCCAUGAAGUACACCCCUGUCGGGCGGUCCUUUUUCUCCUCCCCAGAGGGCUACGACCACCCGCUAGGUGGAGGAAGAGAGGUCUGGUUUGGUUUUCAUCAGUCUGUACGGCCAGCCAUGUGGAAGAUGAUGCUCAACAUUGAUGUGUCAGCCACAGCUUUCUACAAAGCCCAGCCAGUCAUCCAGUUCAUGUGUGAGGUCUUGGACAUUCACAACAUUGACGAACAGCCCCGCCCGCUCACAGACUCCCACAGGGUCAAGUUCACCAAAGAGAUCAAAGGUCUGAAAGUGGAAGUCACUCACUGUGGAACCAUGCGUAGGAAGUACAGGGUCUGCAAUGUAACCCGCCGCCCUGCCAGCCUCCAGACAUUUCCUUUGCAGCUUGAGAACGGUCAGACAGUUGAACGCACAGUGGCGCAGUACUUCAGAGAGAAGUAUAAUCUGCAGCUGAAGUAUCCCCACCUGCCGUGCCUGCAGGUGGGACAAGAGCAGAAACACACUUACCUGCCCCUGGAGGUGUGUAACAUUGUUGCCGGACAGCGCUGCAUUAAAAAACUAACUGAUAAUCAGACGUCGACCAUGAUCAAAGCAACGGCGCGCUCUGCCCCCGACAGACAAGAGGAGAUCAGCAGACUGGUGCGGAGUGCAAAUUACGAGGCCGACCCGUUCGUCCAGGAGUUUCAGUUCCGCGUUCGUGACGAGAUGGCUCAGGUGAUGGGUCGCGUCCUGCCGGCCCCCAUGCUGCAGUAUGGCGGCAGGGUGAGCUCUGAACCCUUUAUGCCCCAGCAGAUCAACCCUGCACUGUCGUUGCAGAACCGCACGGUGGCCACACCCAGCCACGGGGUGUGGGACAUGAGGGGGAAGCAGUUUCACACCGGAGUGGAGAUCAAGAUGUGGGCCAUCGCCUGCUUCGCCACCCAGAGGCAGUGCCGCGAGGAGAUUCUCAAGAGCUUUACUGACCAGCUGCGGAAAAUCUCAAAGGACGCUGGGAUGCCAAUCCAAGGCCAGCCAUGUUUCUGUAAAUACGCCCAGGGAGCUGACAGUGUGGAGCCCAUGUUCAGACACCUGAAGAACACCUACGCUGGGCUGCAGCUAAUCAUCGUCAUCUUGCCUGGAAAAACACCCGUCUAUGCUGAGGUGAAGCGGGUGGGAGACACCCUCCUGGGCAUGGCCACCCAGUGCGUGCAGGUGAAGAACGUAGUGAAGACGUCCCCACAGACCCUCUCCAACCUCUGCCUCAAGAUCAACGUCAAACUGGGCGGCAUCAACAACAUCCUGGUUCCACACCAACGGCCCUCUGUGUUCCAGCAGCCAAUCAUCUUCCUCGGGGCUGAUGUCACUCAUCCUCCAGCAGGAGACGGGAAAAAACCAUCUAUUGCAGCAGUGGUGGGCAGCAUGGACGCUCACCCCAGCAGGUACUGUGCUACAGUGCGAGUCCAGAGGCCCAGACAGGAGGUCAUACAGGAUUUGGCCUCAAUGGUGCGAGAGCUCUUGAUCCAGUUCUACAAAUCAACCCGAUACAAGCCAACCAGGAUCAUCUUCUACAGGGACGGAGUAUCUGAGGGCCAGUUCAGACAGGUGCUGUACUAUGAGCUGCUGGCCAUCAGGGAGGCUUGCAUCAGUCUAGAGAAGGAUUACCAGCCAGGGAUUACCUACAUCGUCGUUCAGAAACGCCAUCACACACGCCUCUUCUGUGCAGAUCGCAACGAGCGGGUUGGAAGAAGUGGGAACAUUCCUGCCGGCACCACAGUGGACACGGACAUUACGCACCCCUACGAGUUUGACUUUUACCUCUGCAGUCACGCUGGAAUCCAGGGUACGAGCCGGCCUUCCCACUACCACGUGCUGUGGGACGACAACUGCUUCACCGCUGACGAGUUCCAGCUCCUCACCUACCAGCUGUGCCACACCUACGUGCGCUGCACGCGCUCCGUCUCCAUCCCAGCACCGGCCUACUACGCCCAUCUGGUGGCCUUCCGUGCCCGCUACCACCUGGUCGACAAAGAGCAUGACAGUGCCGAGGGCAGCCACGUCUCAGGGCAGAGUAAUGGCAGGGAUCCCACGGCGCUGGCCAAGGCCGUUCAGAUCCACCACGACACACUGAGGACCAUGUACUUCGCCUGAUCGCG